AUGGUCAUCGGACGGCCAUCGGACGGCCAUCCGAUGGAGUGGUCGGUCUCCCCGCCGCUGUCUCCCCGCAUUGGCCCGCCCGAUAUCGACUGGGGCGACGUCGACACACCGUCAGCCACGUUCGGCCUCCCGAGUCCCUGGGGAUCGGCUGGCGAGGCCGAACCCGCCGAGGUCGACAUGCAUCCCGACCCGACAGCGGGGGGCGCGAUGAGGGUCGAGGCGCCGAUCGACGAGGACGCGAUGAGCGUCGAAGUGCCGACCGACGAGGAGUCGACCGACGAGGAUUCGACGUUUCCUAAACAUGCCUUCCUGAUGAACGCGUUCCUGCAACAGUCGCUGCUGGCUCCCGAGGGCAGCCGCGGCCACUUCGAGAGCGACGGCGAGGACGACGAGCAGGAGCUGACAGAUGAGCAGAAGGAGGCCAGGGCCAAGCUGGAGAGGUCCAGGGAUUUGGUCCUGGAGGCGUGUGCCAACGAGGGCUUCGAGGUGCCCGCAGGAUCGGCCAUCGGGAAGCGGUUCAAGACUUGGUUGAAGAACAACCAGGACGAGUUCGAGAAAUACGAAGCGAUGAGCAACGACAAGAAGACCACGUGGCGGGAGAAUUGGGCCAAGGAGCAGUUCGAUUCGUACAUGCAGAAGCGGAAGCACACCACCGAGAAGGCCCAGACCUCGUGGGCGCGCGCCAAGUGGAUGAACAUGGGCCAGCUGAUCCAGCAGCAGGGCGGCGGGGCCUUCCCGAACAAGAGGGUUAUCGAGGGCGCGGUCAACAUCGCGCAGGACUGCAUGAAGAAGGGGCGCAAGUGGGUCCGCAUCAGCAAGCGCAGCAAGAGGAUCGAGUUCAAGCACAUCGAAGACGGCGAGGACACAAUCAACACGGAGAAGUGGUCUCGGUCGGAGCGGGAGUGCAACAACGCUGAGCAGGGGGGGGGCACAGAGCCCUCGGCAGCGGCGCAGGCCCAGCCUGGGCAGUCGAGUGCAGCGCUGCCUGCGCAGCACGUGCAGCAGCAGCAGCAGCAGCAGCAGCAGCAGCAGCACCAGCAGCAGCACCAGCAGCCAGGGCAGGCGGGCACGGCUGCAGCUGUGGCCAAGCCCGCGGCCAAGCCCGCGGCCAAGCCCACGGCCAAGGGCAAGGCCAAGGCGAAGGCCAAGGGCAAAGCGAAGCAGAAGGCGAAGGCACCUGCCAAGAUGCUGACUGACUUGGUGGGCAAGUACAGCGUCGCGAUGACCCAGACCAACUCUCUCAUGGCGAAGAUCCAGCAGCAGGACAGCCCAAUGAAGAAGUGGGCGGACACCCCGAAGUUCCAGGGCAGGCUGCAGGGGGCGCUGAACUACGUGCAGCAGCUGCUCGACGAGAACAAGGGCCUGAAGUUGGCGCUGACGCUCGGCGACAUGACGCAGGUGAACCCCGACGAUAGGCACACGAUGUCCGAGAUGGAGAAGCUGCAGGAGGCCCUCGGGAAGCUGGACGAGAUCCGCGCGAAGAUCAACAGCAUCGCCGAGGACAGCGACAGUGACUAG
This is a messenger RNA of Prorocentrum cordatum, 1518 nucleotides long. NCBI's taxonomy places the organism in Eukaryota, Dinophyceae, Prorocentrales, Prorocentraceae. The record is from the annotation of a GenBank genome assembly.